This is a messenger RNA of Yamadazyma jaroonii, 3066 nucleotides long. Lineage: Eukaryota; Fungi; Ascomycota; Pichiomycetes; Serinales; Debaryomycetaceae. The record is from the annotation of a GenBank genome assembly.
AUGUCACAAGAUAUUAGUAUCCAUGAAAAUGACGUGGAAGAACAUAUACAGAACUGUAAGAAAUGUAAUUUACCCAUUUAUGAAGGUCAUGCUUAUGAGUUAGGUGAUGAUCGUUGGCAUAUAAACUGUUUUGAAUGUUCUAAAUGUAAUUCUUCAUUAGGAUGUAAUUCCAAUUUCUUGGUUUUAGGUAAUGGGAACUUAAUAUGUUCCAAUUGUUCAUAUAAUUGUAAACAAUGUGGGAAAAAAAUCGAUGAUUUAGCCAUUUUGACUGGGGAUCAAGCUUAUUGUUCUUCAUGUUUCAAAUGUAGAGCUUGUAAACAGAAAAUUGAAGAUUUAAGGUAUGCCAGAACUUCUAAAGGUCUUUUCUGUAUGAGUUGUCACGAAAAAUUAAUGGCUAAGAAGAAAAAAUACGAUAUGAAGAAGAAACAACUUCAAAUGUUGAAAAAUGAACGAGAUAAAGAGAAUCUUCCAGGGAAAUUUAACAGUAAUCCAAGUUCAGCUACCAAUUCUGCGGUAUCAACACCAAAUUUGGAUGAUGAUGAAAGACCUUUGAAUAAUUACGUCAAUGUGAAUAAAUCCAAAAGUUCAAAUAUAUCCAGUUCUAAUGAUUUAUAUGAUUUAUAUGAAAGAUCCAGAAGUCCUACCCCCAAAUUAUUCUCAAAAGCUUUAGAAGAAAGUAGGUCAUCGUCAGUUUUAUCCAAAGAUAAAGAUUUACCAACCACACCACUUUUAAAUACACCACUCAUGAAUAAUCAAAAUUUAGAUACUCCUAUUUUGAAUAAUAGUUUCAGUGCUAAUAACGGUAGUAAUUUGAAUGGCAGCGCGAUGUCAAGCGCAAAAGGUGGUAAUUAUGAUGGUAACUUUGAAGGUAGUAACUUUGAGGAUGGUAGAAAAUCUUUAGAUCCAAAUCAUCAGAAAGUCAUACAUCCUCAACCUCGUAAACCAAUGGAAAGAGAACUUUCCAUUGAAGAAAUCAAUGAUUCUGAUGAAGAAUUGACUCAAAAAUUACCUUUAACUCCUAAAAAACAACAAUUAUUCGAUGAUUUCCUUCAACCUGCAGUUACUUUACAACCAGAUCAAUCGAAUUCUCCAACUUCGAUAUCUCAUACUAAAUUCCAAGGUAAGAAUCUCCUUAUUUUAAGUCCAAACCAACGUGAUGGGGCUAAAAGUCCUUCUGAUGAGAUCAAUCGUAAUUCUUUAUUCAUUGAUGAAAGACCUAAAUCCAAUUGUCCAAGUCCUAUGGCUAAAGCUAAUAGACACGCAAGAGUAGUUGAAGAUGAUGUGGAUAAAUAUUCAUCAGAAGAAGAAUUACUUGAACCUGGUUUAGCUACUCCUAAAAGACAGAAUACUUCAAAUAAUCAUAUUUUAUCACCUCCACCCAAAGUUCCUUUACCUUCAGUACCUUCAUCCACACCUAAAGAAGAGAAAUUAUCCAUUUCUGAUCAAUAUUAUCUUGAUGCCGUUAAUGGACAAGAAGAUCUAUUGAAUGGUUUAGGUUUGGAAGGUAUUGAAUUUAAUGAUAAUGAUAACAAGAUCCGUAGAAAUUCCAAUCAUUCAAUCAAAAGACCAACUCCUUCAGUUACUAAUCUUGAAGAAGAUUAUGAUUCAAGUGUUCAUGCUACACCUGAUCUGAUAGGUAGAAAACAAAGUAUUAUUAAAACCCCAAGAUUGACUUUAAGACAUAAACGUUCAACCAGUGGUGGUAGUAAUAACGGUAUAAAGUUGAAUUUCUUCAAGAAGGAUGAUAAGGGCCAUUCACGUCAUGUUAGUGAUGGAUCUAUCAAUAAUUUCACAUCUUUGAUAACUCCACCAAUAUUCCAAACUCAACAUAAUAGGUCCAGUUCUGAUACUUCGGUAAUACCCAAUUUACCUAAUCAUAGUAGAACUGGCAGUCAGACAGAUCAUAUGGAUUUGAAAUCCAUGAGACUUGAAGUCAAUUAUUUGGAUUCCACUAAAAAGACUCUUAUGGCUGAUAUUAGAAAAUUACAGGAAGAUAGAGGUAAAUUAAACAAUGAAAUCGAUGGGUUAAAACAAAAAUAUCAAGAAGAAUUAAGUAAAUUAAAUAAAAUCACCAAAGAGGUGACGGAAUUACAAAGGGUUAACGAAAGAAAUGAACAAAAGGAAAAAUUGGAUACUAAAGAAAAAGUUGAAGAAAUCACCCAUCACCAAUCGAAUUCUUCAUCUUCAUUAGUAGCAGUUCCUGAAGCUGAUGAGAUAGAGACGCAGAAAGCUACUAAAUUGAAAUUCUGGCGAAGAGCUAAGAUUGGAUUUAAUGGUGUUAAUGGUACGGGAAUGAGUAGUUCUGUAAGUAAUAAUCAUUUAGCACUCCCACAGUCAUCAUUAUCACAAACAUCACCCAAUCAUAAAGCCAAUAUGACCAAAUCUAGAUCAACCAAUUUAUUAGAUACCUUCUUAAAUGGAGGAUCCAAUGGUACUGUUAGUGAUGAUGAUGUACCAUUAUUCCAAUCUAGUAUUGAAAGAAGAUGUAAAUUCGAGAAUACUGAGAUCCCCUUAAUAAUAUCUCGUUGUCUUCAAGAAGUAGAGAAGAGAGGUUUGGAUAUGGAAGGGAUUUAUAGGAUCAGUGGAGGUAAUCUGACGAUUCAAUCGAUUGAAUUGGCUUUCUCCAAUAUCAAUCCAAAAAUUAAAGAUGAAAAAUCUUUCAAUAAGCUCAAUGAUACUUUAGACUGUGAUAUCAAUGCAGUAACAUCAGCUUUGAAGAGAUAUUUGAGGAAAAUUCCCGAUCCUUUGAUUCCUUAUGAUUUAUACGUAGAUUUCAUUAACUUGAACUCCAUCAAUGAUGAAACAAAGAAAGUCAAUGAUUUCAAAAGUCUUUUAACUACUAAAUUGCCCAAUUCCAAUAAGCUGGUAUUGUUAGAACUUUGUAGACAUUUAGAAUUGGUGAACUCAUUUUCUAACGUUAACAGAAUGAAUUAUAAGAAUUUGUCCGUAGUCUUUGCACCUACCAUUGCAAGAGAUGAGUCAGGACAAAGAGAGAUGAUGGAUAUGGGAUCGAGAAAUGAUGUGACGGAAUUCUUAUUUGUGAAUUAUGAUAGAAUAUUUCAUUAG